CGCAUCGCGGCUCGAUCCCCCGGCGGGGAGGGACGCGGGCCGGCCCCCUUCGGAGGGCGAGAGGCGCGGCGGGACAGCGGCGGCCGCUCCGCACCCUCCACCCUCCCGCCGCUCCCCCGGGCCCCGCACCCGCCCGCGAUGGCUCAGGGGGGCCCGUGGGCCGCGGCCCCGGGGGCGCGGGUGUGCGGUGCCCACGCGGGGCGGCCGCUGGAGCUGUUCUGCGAGGACUGCGGGCGCUGCGUGUGCGCCCUGUGCCCGGCGCUGGGAGCGCACCGCGGGCACCGCGCCUGCCUCCUGCCCCAGGCCGUCCGCCGCACGCGGGAACUCAUGGCAUUGUGCUUGAAGGAUCUAGAAGAGAGGAAAGAGCAAGAAGCUGGUAACAGAAGGAGCGUAGAGCAGGCUGUGAAUGAUGUGAAGGCACAUGCCAAUAUGAUCAAACGGCAGCUGUCAGAAAAAGUGACCGAGCUCCAGUUACUUCUUCGGGAAGAAGAGAGUCUGGCAAAUAACUUCAUUGAUGAAAAGACUCAGCAAGCCCUAGGAGCACAUGCUCAGCAGUUGGAGUCCUGUCAAGAACAGCUUGCAGCCCUAGAGACCUUCUCGUGUCGGAUCAGACAAAUACAACAGGACAGUGAUCCUAUUCAGUUGCUGGAGAAGUACGUAGAAAUUGAGAAGGAAAUGAAGGAAUCCAGGCACCUGAGAGAACAGUGGCAUCCAGUACCUCUCUCAUUUGAACACAUACUUAACCAUUAUAAGCACUUCUUCAGAGUUCUUCAGUCCAUUCUACAGAAACCACUAGAAGCCCGGCUUAAAGAAGAUGUUUUCAGUAGCCUUAACGCCACUGCAAAGAAGGAACCUGGAACAGUGUUGAAAACCAUGACUCCUGUUGAUCGGUUGCUUUUCUUAAAACAUGCAAGAUCACCAACCUGGGAAUACGACAGCAUUCACCCAAGACUGAAAUUGUCUGAUGACCGUCUUGAAGUAAGCUGCAACUGGAGGAGGAUAUUUUACCCCUGUGGUCCCCAGAGAUUCGAUAAAUUAUGGCAAGUGCUAAGCAAAGAUGCAUUCCUCUCUGGGAGCCAUUACUGGGAAGUUGACCUGCUUCAUGCUGGAGCCGGCUGGUGGAUUGGUGCAGCCUACCCUUCCAUUGGCAGGAAAGGAGACUCUGAAACCUGCCGGCUGGGCUGGAACAGAGCAUCUUGGUGCCUUAAGAAGUUUGAAUUGGAAUACUGGGCAUUUCACAAGGGGGAGAGAAUCCCCAUCUUGGUAGAGGAUGAUCCUGACCGCAUUGGCAUUUUUCUGGAUUAUGAAGCAGGAAUCCUUUCAUUCUACAAUGUUAGUGAUGGAAUGGCUCAUUUGCACACCUUCCACUGCAAGUUCACAGAACCAGUAUAUCCAGCCUUGAGACUCUGGGAAGGGUCCAUUAGAACAUGCAAAUUACCAUAAGGAAUGAAGCCAAAAAAAAAAAAGCCUACUAUUUUAUGCUUUUUCUGUGAAAACCACUUUAGCAUGAAUUAAUCUCUGUAUGAAA
This is a messenger RNA of Pseudopipra pipra, 1528 nucleotides long. It is a transcript of the gene TRIM14, whose product is annotated as tripartite motif containing 14. Gene Ontology annotation, molecular function: protein binding; zinc ion binding. The transcript is spliced from 6 exons. NCBI's taxonomy places the organism in Eukaryota, Metazoa, Chordata, Aves, Passeriformes, Pipridae. Bases 139 to 1443 code for a protein of 434 amino acids. Gene Ontology annotation, biological process: innate immune response. The record is from RefSeq and is a predicted model, not a curated record.